AUGCACGGCGGAAGACAUGAGAACUACGGCCCCUCAGGAGGCAUGGGCGGCGGUAUGAAUGGCAACUACGGAGGUGGCCGUGAUAACUACUCUGGCGGCAGCGGCGGCAUGGGCGGCGGCUACGGAGGUGGCCGUGAUAACUACUCUGGCGGCGGCGGCGGCAUGGGAGGCGGUUACGGCGGAGGCCGCGACGACUACGGCCACGGCAGCCAUUCCAGCGGCGGCAACCACAACAGUAACAGCGGCAGCAGCGGCGGCGGUCUCCUCGGCGGCCUUAUGGGCGGCGGCAAAGACAAGAAGGAGGAGAAGCACGGCGGCAGCAAUAGCUUCACCGACAAGCUCAUCGAUGGCGCCGCUUCGAUGGCCAAGAAGAAGUUCUGA
Colletotrichum graminicola M1.001 is the source of this 381-nucleotide messenger RNA. RefSeq lists its product as uncharacterized. The record is from RefSeq and is a predicted model, not a curated record. NCBI's taxonomy places the organism in Eukaryota, Fungi, Ascomycota, Sordariomycetes, Glomerellales, Glomerellaceae. The coding region runs from base 1 to 381 and encodes 126 amino acids. The transcript has a single exon.